CUUGAGGAUUACUAUAAUCUGUGGAAUUCUGAAUGAGUUCAGGCUCUCCUCUCGGGACAGAAGGACUCCUUAGGCUACUUUCCGUAGUCACUUUAAUGCAUAGUUUGAAGUGUGAGCAUUAUGAUUUACUGAGAUUUUACAUAAGCAAAAAAGGGUGCCUGAAGUGUUGGGUAGUAUAGAGAGAAUCUGGUCCAGAGCUUGAAGGCAGAAAACUCAAGCGUGUCCCACAGGUUAUAAGUAAAAUAUGAAAAAAAAAAGGGUUGUAGUAGCUCUUUGCUCUUGCACAGAGAUUUUCUGUAUGUGGGAAGCCCCCUGAGAGAGCACCACAUUAAAAUGAUUCCGAGUUGAAACGCUGGAAGCUUCAUGUAGACAUUUCAUGUGCUUCUUCUUUUCAAUUUUGUGGUGAGAGAAGGAGAAGGGAAGAAACUUCAUCUCUAAGAAGUUGCUCUGUCAGAAUUUUUAAUAUAGACAUUACUUUAAAAUAAAAAUACCUAAACUGUGUGCAGUCAGGGAUAAAUACAAAUAAAUAUCUGACAGAGCAAUUAAUUUUUUCCAAGCAAGAUGCUGGCAGAGUGGCUUAGGGGGCACAAUUGUGCUGGGAAGAGCUUUCAAACAAAUUGUUUGAAAACCGUGCUGUAAUCCCAGUGGAAGUUGUCAGCAAGCACAUUUCAGAGGUCUGCACUUGUUUUAAUGAGAUCUAGAUUAUUUAUCUGAAGUCAGGAUUUUUUUCCUGCAUUUCCCUCCAAACUUUUCAAAAAGUUAAACUAAUUGCUAGGUCGUGGGAAAAAGAAUAUAGUCAAGGAGAUAAACAAGUAGACUUCCUUGUUAUUAGCUAACUUCAGUAACCUUCAAAUAUACUUUGGCCAUGUCACAGGCUUAUUCCAAGGAUCUUCUGGAAGAACAGCAGCCUGUAAAGGUUUCUGUUUGUGAAAUGUUAGCAGGGUCGAAAUAAUGUAAAAACAGAAAAACCCUUGAAGUUUAUCAUUAUACAAACUUACUCUCAUGAAUUUACUCCCAUCCCCACUUAGACUCCUGCUUCCAUGGUGAAAUGAUCUUCUGUGAUCAUGCACUUCUAGAAAGGGAAUGUCAAGUAAGAUUAGCGACAUAAAUCUCUGCUGCUUCAUGAGUUUUACCCUGAGCUGCCUGGUGAUUUCACAGCUGUUUGUGCAGUUGAUAACAAUUUCCAUCGCUCUGCUUUCUGCAGAGAGUUACAAAUCUUGUUUUUAAAAAUCCAGUAACAGAAACGAAUAACAGUAAAUAUAAUGAACUUGUGUUUAUUACAGAGAGUUCUUGGACUGUGUAAGUCUGCCUCUUUUUGUUCUGAGAAGAACAAAAGAGAAGGUUUUGGGAUUAUAUUACUUAGGUUUUGGAAUGAUAUUACUUAGGUUUUCUUGAAGAGAUUUAACAGGUUUUUUUAGUGGUGUGUUGUCACAGUCAGUUCACAGCUAGGAAAUCUGAGGAACAAGGAGAUGGAGUGAUUUGCUCAAAGAAAUUGGACACAUAGAAGAGACAAACUCCCGUGUAUUCUGAAUUAUUAUUCAUACAGGUGAUGUCAGCAAUAGAAAUUAAGUUAAAUAAGAUUUUUAUCUACAGUAUUUCUUGUGCAUUGCCUUUUCCUGCCUGGUUCUUUCUGGGGGACUUGACUGGGUUAUGAUACUCACUACAGGAUGUCACAUCAUCAAAGGAAAAUGUUACAUUGGGCCAGAAAUGGGUGUCUGCUUCCAAGAAAAGAGGCAGAAGCCACUAGGAGAGCAGAGGGAGAACAUCUCCUGCUUUGGUUAGGUUAGGAGCAGGAGUCAGCCCACAGCAGAAGCUUCACACAACUUUUAUUCUUAAGAAGCUGAUAAAUAUCCAACAAAUUUUCUUGUAGGAAACUUCCAUGCUAGAAUAUUGUCACCUCCAGUUCAUCAUUCAGCAACAUCUGACACUUCAAGCAGCUCUUUCUGCCUUGAAUUAUCAUACAAGCCAUCUUCAGCACUCCUCUGCUUUCUGAGCCAAGAGUCUGUUACCAUGGAUUUCUCCUGGAUCUGUGCAGCACACGCUCAGCAGAGCCUGCUCUAGCCUGAGAACGGGCCCAGUCAAUCCAACCAAGAUGACAAACGAACCUGUCAAAGAGAUCCUGGGCACCCCAAAGCAGCCUGAUUCCGUACCCACAGAGAAGAGUAACAACAAUGACUGUGUGAUUACCACCAUCCCCCUGGUCAGUGAAUGCCAGCUGACAGCAGCCACGGGGGGAGCAGAGCUCUCCUGCUACCGCUGCACCAUUCCCUUCGGCGUGGUCAUCCUGAUAGCCGGCAUCGUGGUGACUGCCGUGGCGUACAGCUUCAACUCCCAUGGAUCCAUCAUCUCCGUCUUUGGGCUGGUCCUCUUGUCCUCAGGACUCAUUCUGCUGGCUUCCAGCGUGGUGUGCUGGAAAAUCAGGCAGCAGAACAAGAAAGCAAAGAGGCGGGAGAGCCAGACAGCGCUUGUGGCAAACCAGAGAACCUUGUUUGGUUAGAGGCAGCCGAGAGAAGGCUAGACAGAAGGCAGAACCUUUGUAAGUCAACUUGGCUAUUUAUCAGUAGGAGAGAUUGCAGGUUUUAAUUUAACUGUGGAAACCAACUGAAAUGAAAAUGGAAUGGAUUAAGGAAUACUUGUAGCAACUCUGCAAGUGCUCUCAGUAUAUUUCUUACUGCAGACUUGGUAGUGAUUCUUUCCAAGACAGAGGAAAACCCAUUUUUCCUUCACAGAAAAUUGUGUCACAUAACUGUAACUAUCCUAACUGUGUUCUCCAACAUGCUGAUUGUGUUGGAAAGGGAACUUGUGGGAACUGAGAAAAUGACUUGAACUGACUUGAAAUGCCAGAGGUCUCCUUAAAACACUGAUAUUUGUCCGAGGGAGAAGUCACAGCAUUUGAAGUGACUACAAGAUUAUGGCCAGAGUAUCUGGGACUUAAACUGUAGCUAAAAAACAAAAAGGCAAUAAGAACACAUUGCAAAUUGCUCAAUAAGCUGAUUCUUAUAUUUUAUGUAACUUCCCCCUCCCAAUACCUGUGGUACUUUCCCCCUUUUUUAAAUCAACUAAUAUUGAUUUUGUUUCACUAUUGAAUAGAAGUCAGUAGAAAUGUGUAAUUAUGUUGUUUAACCUAAAUAACGAGGUAUGAUCAUAGCUUAAAACAUGAGACUUUUUUGUAAAUUAGAGUGAUCAGGUUUAGCACUUUUGAUUUUUUGCUAUAAAAUUAAAAAAUAAAUUUCAUUACAAUAAUAUCCAGUGCUGCUAGACCUUUAGAAAAUAUUUCUUUAUUGCUGUUAAGAUAGCUUGUAUCUUUGACUCUGACUGCUUUAUAUUUCUAUUUUGUAGAACAACCCCUGUGACAAUAACUGUGAGCACAUGUAUUGAUGAUCUCUUACAAAAACCUCUCCACCUCUGUGGACUUGGGUUUGAUAAUUCAACCCUCUGCAGCUUGAUUAACAGCUCUGUUAUUGAAAAAUCAUAGCAGACAGUUCUGCAGACACUCACUGUCACAGUCAGUUUGAGACAUAACUAUUAAUAAUAACUUGUAGAAGCAAAGCUAUGUGUAGUGUUUGCUGACUGAGCUUUGGGAUUACAAAUCUUCAUGAGAAGCAGGUGCCAGGUGUCCCCUGCUUGUGACUGAGUGUUGAUUCUGUAACUCUUGUGUUGUAGAGGUCUUCCAGCUUUUCUCAGUUAAUGGAUUAUUGAGGGGUUUGUCCCAGAUUGAAGCAAACCAGAAGAUUAUUUCUCCUUCUUGAGGGACAAGUGGUGCUGAGCUGUGUCACAGGUUUCCACCCCAGUGUGUAGGAGAAGGCAGAGGGGCUGCAUGGAGCUCUUUCUAUUUUUUCUCUCUUUUAUUUUCCCCCUUACUUUCUCCAGACUCAAAAGGGCUGGGUGUGAUUUUUGCUUUCCACUACCAAGGUGAGACAGGCCUGUGUCUUCUCUUUGCCCUCAGAGCCUCUGGCAGCUGGGAUGGUUUUGGUGAUGCUGCUGCAGAGCCCACCUGCCAAAGAGGUGCUGCAGGGGGCUCCUUCUCAGCUCCUCCUGGAUCCCUACACUUCUCCUGCUGAAACCACCCAGGAAUUCUGGCUUAGGUGCCACCAUUUCCUCUGCUCUCCAUGGUUUAAGCUUGUUACAUCCAUAACUUAUCCCUGGAUUUGCAAACUGCACCUCGUGUUUUAAAUAGAGCGAGCUAUAUGUGCAGGAGGGGAUGUUUGGGGUCAGUAUUUGCGUUGCCACACUCCGUGGUUACCAGACGCUAUAAUAAAAUCACUUGCAUCAGAGGAAAGCUGACAACACAUUUUAGCACUUCCAUAGCCCUCACUUAAUCACGGCAGGAAGCUUUCCUGCUGCUAGGAGAACAUGUUGCGUCACCAGAACAUCUGACACCGGUGUCUAGUGUCAAUCACUUUGCUUAAGGUCAUUAAAAAUAUUAGGGUGUCCCCUUACGAUGUACAGGUUUUGCAUGAGUGACAAUUCAUGGGAAAUGCAUAGCAUGAUAAAUAAUGGAACAGGUGGACUAAAGUGGUGUCUUUCCUGUUUAAAAUGAGAAAAGUGAUUGACAUCAGCAAAGCUGGAUAAGCUAAAUAGAGCUGUUCAUCUUUUUCCCUUUCUGGGAACACAAUAGUUUUUCUGACUCCUUCUUCCUCCCCAUUUCUUUUUUCAUCAGUGGAAUUUUGGGGGCUGCUGAGGAGAGGACUGCAGGGGCUACAGCGAUGCAGUGAUUUCCACUAUGUGUGUGGCACUUUGGCUCCAUGAUUCCUAGGCUGAGCCCAGAGCAGGAGCUGCCCACUGCCCUCUCCAGAAUUGUUUCCCACACAUGGCUCCUCCUUUGGCCAUCACUGUGAUGUGGAAGGAAGGUAGAGGUACAAG
Messenger RNA from Poecile atricapillus (Black-capped chickadee), 4863 nucleotides. It is a transcript of the gene TMEM100, whose product is annotated as transmembrane protein 100. The transcript has 2 exons. Bases 2093 to 2497 code for a protein of 134 amino acids. The record is from RefSeq and is a predicted model, not a curated record. NCBI's taxonomy places the organism in Eukaryota, Metazoa, Chordata, Aves, Passeriformes, Paridae. Gene Ontology annotation, biological process: cellular response to BMP stimulus.